UUUUUCCAGCUCUCUUUGCCUCACGGCCCCGUGCGCACAGCCCCACUUUCUGCUCUACUUCUGAACGUGGGUAUUGCUGGACCUCCUGAAGGAUUGUGCCGUGUUCUUAUCUGCCUCAGGAUUUUUCAUUGGAUAUUUAUAGUGAAAUAGAAAAAAAAAGUAAAUCUGAUACUCAGAAGAAAUAGGCAUACAACCAAGUUGAAGACUGCAGCACACCAUCAACUUAAGCACCGCUGUAUUGCACUGCGCCUCCAACGAAUGAUGGUGUAAAGGAUUAGGCGCGCAACACUCCGGGAUGGAAAUCUUGCUCAAAAAAUUCUUGCUGCUGCUGGCGGCGGCGACGGUGGUGACGACGGCCUCAGGCGAGGCCCUGGAACCCUUGGCCGAGGCGUUAGUGUCUGAGAAUGUGUUCGAGGUCGACUUCGCUAACAAGACCGUCCUUUCACCAGCCGAAGAGCUUAUCUUGGCGGCCCAGAAAGCGGGCUACAACCUGACCUUGGAGCGACUGGACGAGGCGGCCAAAUCGACGGACGAGGAGGUGCAGGACCUGAUGCCGGCGCCCGUGGCAGAGGCCUUCAUCGGGCAGCGCCGCAAGGACAACAUCGACCUCAUUCGGGAACAGAUGAUCGGCAUGAUCUUCACCGGGAGGCCGGAGCCGCUAGGACCCAGACCGCGCCGCCCCAUCAGGAACUUCCGCCCGCAUCCCAAAGGACCUCCUGGCAGGCUGAACGUGCGGUACAACCCCCAAGGUGAGGCCAGCAUCCAGAACACUCGAAAGGUCCCGGCCCCCGACAACAUCCUGAAGCCCCUGCCCUUCGUGCCCGGCCCCACCAUGAUCCAGUUCCCGUCGCACCAUCCCAAGAGCCAGCCGGGCCCUCCGCCAGCGCCGUCGCCUCCCCGCCAGCACCCGUCGCGGCAGUCGGGGCACCGCCCGCGCCCUCGCCCGCCCACCGACAGCUUCAAGCCGGUCAAGGAGAGCUUCGGCAACACCGUCGGCCCCGACUUCGGCCCCGUUACCUUCACCGAGUUCGGGGGAAACUUCGGUUUCAAUAACAACUUCGAGAACGACUUCAGCUUCAGUUCUCCGAACUCAGGACCUCGACCUCCUCACCAGCGACCUCCCUCAAGGCCUGCCCCACCCCCUCCCUCACGACCUGCCCCGCCCCCUCCUUCACGGCCUGCCCCGCCCCGGCCCUCCCGCCCAUCCCCGCCCCGCUCUUCCCCGGCCCGUCCGUCUCGCCCCGCACGCCCCUCCCAAGGCCGCCCACACGGGGCUUCAAAUAACUGCCUCAGAUACACUGAUGACAUCUGCCUGGACUCCGCUGAGUAUCCCCACGAGGCCAUCUUGUCCUCGCUGAUCCGUGACCCCUCGCGAGCGGACACCAUGAUGGCCGAAGUCAGGAGCCAGAGCGCGGAUGAACUCGUGGACGGCGUCUCGUCUGUCCAGGAGGCGAGAUACGACUUCCAGCACUACUUCGGCAACAGGCGAGCGGGGACGGAGAACCACGCCCACAGGGACUUCGCGCAGGACGGAGGCUACCUGUGUCCUUCUGAGGUGAAGUAUGCGCGUCCCAAGCGCGCCAGGAACUCCAAGGGGCAGUGGAAAUACAUUGUCAACGUAGAUAAAUACUCCCAGACCAUCCGUAUGGAGAAGUGCAUGAAACCCGGAGGCGCCUGUAGCUACGUGUCCCACCACUACCGCGCCACGUGCAACCAGGUCUACAACUACCACCGACUCCUCUCCUGGGAGGACGGCCGCGGCCUCCAUAUGGAUAUCUUCAAGGUCCCCAGCUGCUGUUCCUGUCACAUCCAGGGCUACGCGUACGUUUUCCCUCCGCUCAACCGCCAGGACUCGGCCGGGUCUGAGCAGAUCACCACGGCGGUGCUUCCCCCAAGGGACGAGGCGAGCGAGGAUCCGGCGCAAGCCUACGAGCCAGAAGAAGAUUACCAACCCAUGGACUCUUCCGUGGAGAACAACAGGCAGCUCCGACGACCAGGACCAGGAGGUUUGAGGCCGCGGAGACCCAGUGUCAGUAGGCCCGAGGAGCACCAAAGCUUCGGCAGCAGGACCCCCAGCGACGAGUCCAGCCGGCGGCGAGGGCCCGUGGACUCCAGAAGACCGAAUCAGCGAAUCGGGGAAGAAUCGGACCACGAUAAGGUGAACUACGGUUAUCACCCAAUCAUCGAUUUUUUCAGUCCUUAUAGACUCCAGGGUCAAAGUAGAAAGUAAGACUGAAAGGCUGAAUGUAUGGGAAGGGUUUCUGUUACUUUAUUGUACUUUUUUUCGUGUCAGCUAUCGGUUCCACUGGCCAGAGAAGCGGAAUAACGAGAGGCAAAACAUCUUAAUGGAGACGAUUGCAAAAAUAUUUUAGAUAAAUGGCAAAUGUAAAUAUCAUCGCACUGGAUCGAAUGCCAUCACUAGUGUCGUAAUUAAGUUAGCGGUUUUGCCAACUCUACUAUACAACAUUGAUGUUUCUAUGUUUCUCAUAAUACAUUCAAACAUAAAGAUCGUUAUCAAACCAAGUGUUGUAGUUCCUCAAGGACCCGGAUGUAGCAGCAUUUCUGCAAUGUUUCUUUGACACAAUCAAGUAUUUUCUAAAACGGCUGCAGGUAACCGAAUAAUGCUGCGUCCUGCCAUUAUUAUUUUGUCUUGUGAUGUAUAGAGUGUUUUAUAUUCCCUUAUUAUUUAUUAUAAUUGUUAUUUGGCUCUCGUAUGAGGCCUAAAUAAAGCUUCUGUUACAU
Penaeus indicus is the source of this 2742-nucleotide messenger RNA. RefSeq lists its product as uncharacterized. The record is from RefSeq and is a predicted model, not a curated record. NCBI's taxonomy places the organism in Eukaryota, Metazoa, Arthropoda, Malacostraca, Decapoda, Penaeidae. Gene Ontology annotation, molecular function: Toll binding; growth factor activity. Gene Ontology annotation, biological process: central nervous system formation; innate immune response. Gene Ontology annotation, cellular component: extracellular region. The coding region runs from base 296 to 2230 and encodes 644 amino acids. The transcript has 13 exons.